Molecule: messenger RNA, 1377 nt
Organism: Polistes canadensis
Lineage: Eukaryota; Metazoa; Arthropoda; Insecta; Hymenoptera; Vespidae
Gene: sicily
Product: NADH dehydrogenase (ubiquinone) complex I, assembly factor 6
Exons: 5
Coding region: 188-1102 (304 amino acids)
Biological process (GO): mitochondrial respiratory chain complex I assembly; biosynthetic process
Cellular component (GO): mitochondrion
Source: RefSeq, a predicted model, not a curated record
UAAACUGUAUGUAAUGUUUAUUAACUUAUAAUCUUAUAAAUAUACAAUAUAAUAUUAUAAGAAUAGAUUUACAUGUGUCAAUACAAAAAUGGCGCUUCACGAUUAGUACACGUGCUGUAUAAUGCUAAAGUAAAGUUACCUUUAGUUAUAUUUUGAUGCUAACAAACUUGAUAUAAAAAACUACAAAAUGACUAGUUGGUCAUUACUUGUUAAUAAAAGUACAGUACGACAAUGUUUUCGUUGUAUGACUACAAUGAAAAAACAGUCACCUGGUGAAUAUUGUUUGGAAUUGGUUAGAAAAAACGAUUAUGAGAAUUUUUUAUGCACGUUAUUAUUACCUAAAAAUAUAAAAGCUGCGGGUUUUGCAAUACGUGCUUUUAACGUUGAAAUAGCACAAGUUGAAGAUCAAGUAACUAUGAAACACGUAGGAAAAAUGAGAUUACAAUUUUGGAAAGAAACACUGAAUAGCAUAUACGAUGAUUUGCCAUCAAAAACUCCAGUCGCUAUAGAAUUACACAGGAUAUUACAAAAGCACGAACUUUCAAAAAGAUAUUUCAAACGUCUAAUCGAUGCUCGCUUAGAUAAAUUAGAAAAGUCAAUAUUUCCUAAUAUACAAGCAAUUGAAAAUUAUUCUGAAAAUGCUGUUUCAUCAAUCUAUUAUUUACUCUUAGAAGCAAAUGGUAUUAAAAAUAUAAAGGCAGAUCACGUGGCUAGUCAUUUGGGUAAAGCACAUGGAAUCAUUACUUUAAUACGUUCCAUUCCGUAUCAUGCUCAGAAACGUGUUAUUAUUUUACCACAAGAUAUUUUAAUGAAACACAAUGUAUCCUCCGAAACAAUAUUAAGAAAUAUAAAAACUAAAGCAGUAAAUGACGUAAUAUUUGAAGUAGCAUCUUGUGCGAAACAACAUCUAGACGAGGCAAUUUUGCUUAAUACUUUUAAAACAAGCAAGAUAAUAUUUUUACCAAUAGUUUUUAUAGAAAAUUAUUUAGAAGAAUUAAGGAGAACAGAUUUUGAUGUUUUUCAUCCACAACUUGCUAAAAGAAAUGGUUUCUUACCAUUACAACUUCUAUGGAAAAAGAUAACUGAUAAAUUUAGUAAAUAAAAUUAUAUAUAUAUAGAAAAAAACUAGAAUACCUUCCAUUUAUAUGAAAUUAUUCCUUUCUCUUAUUGUCAAAAAAAGAUAAGAAGUAGGUUAAAAUAAUGAAAUAGAAAAAAUAUUUAAAAAUCUCAUGUUCUCUGAAAUUCAUCACUCUGUUUGAUGUAUUUAUUGUAUUACAUAUAAAUGAGAAUAAGAUAUUAAAGUGAUAUUGAUAAUAUGUUACAUUUACAAGAGUGAAUGUUCGAUGUGGAACUAAAUGGAUUUGUGAUAAAUUAAGC